Truncatella angustata is the source of this 1131-nucleotide messenger RNA. RefSeq lists its product as uncharacterized. The transcript has a single exon. The record is from RefSeq and is a predicted model, not a curated record. Lineage: Eukaryota; Fungi; Ascomycota; Sordariomycetes; Amphisphaeriales; Sporocadaceae. Bases 1 to 1131 code for a protein of 376 amino acids.
AUGGAUCAAAGGCUUGCUCCGCUACAGCUUCGCCUGCUUUUCCUAGUCAUUGAGUAUGCGCAAGGCUCCGAGACGUCUCGCAUUGAUCCAGGAUUAGCACCAGGACCUGGCCAGAAGGUGGAGGCUAUUGCCUCAUUUCUGGGUCUUGAGCAACCUGCCAUAGUGCCUUCCUUCGAGGAACAUGAGCUGCUCCCUCAGCUCAAGAACAGCACUGCAUUCGGGUUUAGUCCAACCCAAGGUUUGGAACUGUGUCGUGCACUUGGUAUUGUUGGUGCCAUCGCAACUCUCGCAACACCAGCUCACGACAAUGUUAGCGGCGAAACGCUUCUUUUCUACAAAUCAGCAUCGCCUCGCAGCAAUGUCGUCGCACUGGUCGUGCCUGGAUUAAACGUCAUCACGCCGGAAGAGCCGGGGGAGGCUGUUGAAGGCACUGUUGCACUCUUACAUCAGCUUGACGUGGAUGUGUUUGUACUAUGCAAAUACACCUACGCGAGUAAGAGUGAAGAAUAUUCAGAGCGAGCCCACAUCAAAGAUGUCAAAGACACGUGUGAAUGGCUUCGUAGGAGCAAUCCGAAUAAACAACUGCUACUCUGGGGGUUGGAUUAUGGGGCUUGGCCUGCUCUCAUGGCCGAGGUUACUGUGGACUUGGCCGUCUCUUCGUGUGGUGUUUCUUCGAUGCAAGCUGAUAACACAGACAAAGGCACACAACUCAAUGUCCACGGGAAGCAAGCUUCGGAAAACAACGAGUCUCCUGUCUCCGUCGAAAACCGGGGUAGCAUAUCGACGCGGUUUUCAUACAUGUACCAUGUUGUUGAAGGCAACAAAGUGCCUGUUGAUACCACACUGCAAUGUGCAGAAGCCUGCGUCGAGCAGGGAGUCGCAAUCAGAGUGGUAAUUGUACCACAUGGCCCUGGUCCGCGUCUGGCUGCAGCUGAUCAUGUCUAUCUGAACAAAUCCAUUGAUGAUGUUCAACAAAUAAGACCAAUUGAGUGGGAGCAUCUUGAUUUCCAGGAAAUUCGGCGGCGAGUCAAGGCCGGCGAACAUAUCGAGUUUCAAAAUUACCGAGACCGGUAUGUGCCACCACAAGUCACACUCCUCAUUUUCUGGGUAACAGCACUAACGAGAGUCUAG